GUAACCUCCAGCCGGAAGUCCCAGGGCCGCCUGCGGAGGGGUGGGGGCGGGGAGCCGCGGGCGGAGUGCGGUCAGGAUGGCGGCUCAAAUCCCAAUCGUGGCUGCCCCUUCUACCCCCACCAUAGCCAGGAACAGCAAGAAGAGGCCGGCCAGCCCGUCCCACAACGGCAGCGGAGGGGGAUACGGCGCCAGCAAGAAGAAAAAGCUGUCCGCCUCCGGCUUUGCCCAGGGUGUCAGCAUUGAAGCCAUGAGUGAGAAUAAAAUGGCGUCCUCUGAUUUUAGUUCGGGGCCUGUGGAAAAAGCUGCCAAACCGCUGCCAUUUAAGGAUCCCAACUUCGUGCACUCCGGCCACGGCGGCGCAGUAGCUGGCAAGAAGAACAGAACCUGGAAGAACCUCAAACAGAUCCUCGCUGCUGAAAGGGCGUUGCCAUGGCAACUGAAUGAUCCUAACUACUUUAGUAUUGAUGCUCCCCCGUCCUUUAAGCCCGCUAAGAAGUAUUCUGAUGUUUCAGGCCUUCUUGCCAACUACACAGACCCCCAGAGCAAGCUGCGGUUCAGCACCAUCGAAGAGUUCGCCUACAUUCGCAGGCUGCCGUCUGACGUGGUCACAGGCUACCUGGCCCUGAGGAAGGCCACGAGCAUCGUUCCCUGAGCCUGAGGACUGAGAUGAAGAGGACGUGGCCUCCAAACCAGGCCCUGCACUUGUGAUUUUGUUUCAUGGAAACAGACAUGUUCUGCUGUCAGUCUGAGAGUGUCAGCUCUGUGCCUUGGAAAGAAUGACUUACCAUGAGGGUCUUUCUGGCUUUUUUUUCCCCUCCAGGUUUUUCCCUUUCUGGUUUUUUUUUUUUUUUUUUUCCAUCUCAUCUUUGACUUCAGAUGUUGACUCAAGUGAAAAUUGUUUGAUAAGAAAAUACAGUAAAAAUUAUGCUUUUAAAUUAACCCAAGCAAGUCCCUGAAUUUUACUUGAAAGUUGCCAACCCUUGUCCAACAUUUUCAAAGAAUGUGCAAUGAAGACCCAGUUCUCGAUUGUCCUGAAGCCUAGCGAGCAUGUUGGCCCUUCCCUGGAUCAGAAGCGUCUGUCUGUCUGUCUGUCUGUUUUCCACUGUGCUGUCAGGAGUUUGGACAUUCUGAUUGACUUCACCCAUCAUGGCAUGUCUGCUGGCGAUUGUCUCUGCUACAUGGUGAAUUGAGGCACUGGCCUCCGGGCCCCAAAGGAUAAAUUCAGCUCGUAAAAGGAAAAGUAAUUAACCAGAUCAAAGAAACAGGUUUUGGAGGCUUAGCACUUAAGAGCACUUGUUGCUUUUGUGGGGGACCCAGGUUUGGUUCCUAGCACUCACGAGGUGACUCACAACUAUCUCUAGCCCCAGGUCCAGGACACCCAGUACCCUCUCCUGACCUCUGAGUACACCGGGCAUGCACAUGCAUACAUGCAGCAAACCGUCACACAUAUAAAAAUAAUAUAUUUUUUAAAAAUCGUAUUUUCUUCUUCAGACCACACUGAUGUCCAAGCUGCUCUGUCGUGAGUCCUUCUAAUACAUGCUGCAUGUCUUCAUUAUAAGAGAGGAGCCCUGCGGUGUGCUUCAGAGUGGCCAGAUGUUAGAGAUGCACCUUGCGGAGCUGGGGUGAGGAAGGCUGUGCACUGUAGUUGCUUUCCUCCCAAUGACCAAAUGCCUGGCAGGAGAAAUACACGUCCCUUGCUGUGGGAAAGGCGUGACAACGGAUCGGGAGUCAGUUGGCCACACUGCAUCCAUGGUCACGUAGCAGAGAACAGACAAGAAGGGAGGCUGGACUAAAACACCUCAAGGCCUGCCUCUAGUGACCCACUUCCUCCUGAGGGGCUCCACCACCGUGGCACAACUCAACCUUCCAAAACUUUGCCACCCACCACUGGGCACCAAGGGCUCACAUGUAUUUUAUGUUGAAAUCAUGACACCGUGUCUCCCGAGUUAAAGCAUGUGUACAUCCUGACUUCAAGUGUGUUUUGUAGCUGGUGAUGGUACCUAACUUAGGGCAUUCCAUCAUCAAAUAGCACAGGUGCCCUCUGGAGAGGUCACAAAUGAUGCCUUAUUAUAUGAAACAAUGUUAUUUCCAAUAAAGUUCUCAUCUGAGAGAAGGUGUGAGCCUUAUUUGGAUCUUGGUUCAAACAAAAAGCUUAAAAUAUUUCUGAGACAAUUAUAAACUUGAUAGAUUUUGAUGUGUGAAGAUAUAUAGGGAUAUUUAUGAAUAAUUUUAAUUGGAAUGCUGGUAUCAUAAUGUUAAAGGAAAGGGUUCAUAUUUUGGAGACAAAGGCCAACUUAGCAUUAAUGGACAGAGCAAUGUGAUAUCUGCGAUGUGUUUUAGGAUGACGUGGGAGAGAGGAAAUGGAUGGAAGUAGUGUUGAAACAAAUUGGCCGUGAGUCAACUAUUGUGUACCAAGUACACGGAAGUUCAUUACAUCAUCCAACUCUGUAUGUAUUUUAAUUUCUCCAUAAUAAACUUAACAAGGACGCCGUA
Molecule: messenger RNA, 2493 nt
Organism: Peromyscus leucopus (white-footed mouse)
Lineage: Eukaryota; Metazoa; Chordata; Mammalia; Rodentia; Cricetidae
Gene: Ino80c
Product: INO80 complex subunit C
Exons: 5
Coding region: 77-652 (191 amino acids)
Biological process (GO): chromatin remodeling
Cellular component (GO): Ino80 complex
Source: RefSeq, a predicted model, not a curated record